CCCGACCUUUUCCUCGCAAGACGCUUCAAUCCCUCCAUCGAGCGAGAGAAGCCCCAUGGCGAGAAGCAUCGCCUACGUCUCCCCUUCUCAACUGAUCUCCAUCAACCGAUCCACAAGGGUAGCCAUCGUCGACGUCAGGGACGAUGAGAGGAGCUACGAUGCGCACAUCGCCGGCUCUCAUCACUUCGCCAGCGACUCGUUCUCGAAGAGGAUGCCCGAGCUCUUGGAAGCAGUCAAGGGCAAAGACACCCUCGUCUUCCAUUGCGCCCUCAGCCAGGUAAGGGGUCCAACUUGUGCACGGACGUUUGCAAAUUACCUAUCAGAAAUAAAAGGCGAUGCAGGGAUCAACAAGAUUAUGGUAUUGGACCACGGUUUCAACGGGUGGCAUGCCUCUGGUAGACCUGUUUGCCGAUGCACCGACAUCCCUUGCAAAGGUGAAACUCUAUGAAUGCACGGUUGCAUUUCGUAAUCCUUCCUGGGUUAAUUAUCAGCUGAGAAAUUCAGAGAGGAGAAUUACCAAGUUCAUCGAUAUAGUUAUACAGUUGUACCACACAUUGAAUUACCAAUGUACGCAGCAUGCUAACUUUCCGUUGAGAUUACUGGGAAAUCUCGCGUGCUAUUUGAAAGAUUGUAUGCAAAGGAGAAGUUAUUCUUUCUUCAUUUCUAUAUCUUUAGUUUAUUUUCACUAACAGCAUACCCUAUAAGGCUUUAAGGAUGAUAUUAUCAUUAAAACCAACUUCAUAUCUACUUAAGCUCAAUUUUCUGCCGUC
Asparagus officinalis (garden asparagus) is the source of this 770-nucleotide messenger RNA. Its product is annotated as arsenate reductase 2.2-like. NCBI's taxonomy places the organism in Eukaryota, Viridiplantae, Streptophyta, Magnoliopsida, Asparagales, Asparagaceae. Gene Ontology annotation, cellular component: cytoplasm; nucleus. The transcript is spliced from 3 exons. Gene Ontology annotation, molecular function: protein tyrosine phosphatase activity. The record is from RefSeq and is a predicted model, not a curated record. Bases 56 to 448 code for a protein of 130 amino acids.